AUCAUCUGUGUGUUGCUGCACUGCCAUCUCGCCAGGAAGAAAUAUCUGACUCCUCCCUGAAUCGCAGGAACAAAGGGUCUCUCUCUUGUUCUUUGAUGCACCCUGAACCCAAUUUCGAACACUGCCAAACUUCAUCUAAUCCUAAUUCCUAAAUGAACUUGCGAACUCUCUCUCUCUCUCUCUGUAUAACUCAAGUAUCUACAUUUUUUAAGUAUUCAUCUGUAAUUCGUUUCCUGAAACUAGGCCGCAUGGAUUGAGGAAGAAGGAUGGCGGGCACGGGCGUUUUGGCCUUUUCAGCACCACCUUCAAUACACGGAGACGUUGUCUCUAAGGUACGCACAAGUGGCAGAGACUCCACUGUUUCUUCCUCUGUAGAUUGCGCCCCGUCUUCUUCUGCUACCACUUCUGAAAAUGUAGAAACCCAUAAAUUUAGUUACAGUAGAGCUUCACCAUCUGUGAGAUGGCCCCACCUGAAGCUCACCGAGACCCGCCCACCGCCGCAAACCCAGUUCACUGUGGCUUCUCCUCCUCCGACGUGGGUCGUCGGAGACGCCGUUUUCCCUGCGAAUACGCCGGAUUCCGAGGGUUUGGAGGAGACCCAGAUGGGGGGUUUUGCUGAGGCUUUGGACAUGAAUGGUGAAUCAGUAGAAGUGUUGAGCAGGCCUAGCAGGACUAAAAUGAAAAUGAGGAAAUUGACACUGAUAAGGGACAAGAAUUGGAGACAGAGGGUUCAGAUUUUGACGGAUAGGAUUUUAGGGUUGAAAUCUGAUGAGUUUGUGGCUGAUGUGUUGGACAAGAGGAUUGUGCAAAUGACGCCCACUGAUUUUUGCUUUGUGGUGAAAUGGGUUGGGCAGACAAGCUGGCAACGGGCAUUGGAAGUGUAUGAAUGGCUGAAUCUUCGGCAUUGGUACUCUCCCAAUGCCCGAAUGCUUGCAAUGAUCUUGUCCGUGCUCGGCAAGGCCAAUCAGGAGGCCUUAGCUGUUGAAAUCUUUGCUAGAGCCGAGCCAGCAAUUGGUAACACUGUGCAAGUGUACAAUGCUAUGAUGGGUGUUUAUGCCCGGAAUGGUCGGUUCGGUAAGGUGCAAGAACUGCUCGACGUAAUGCACAAAAGAGGUUGCGAACCGAAUCUAGUGAGUUUCAAUACCUUGAUUAAUGCCCGAGUGAAAUCAGGUUCAUUGAUACCAAAUUUGGCAUUUGAACUUCUCAAUGAAGUGAGAAGGUCGGGGCUUAAGCCCGACGUAAUAACUUACAACACUCUUAUUAGUGCUUGCUCCCGUCAGUCUGAUUUGGAGGCGGCUGUAAAGGUUUAUGCUGAUAUGGAGGCUCAUAAUUGCCAGCCUGAUCUGUGGACUUACAAUGCCAUGAUAUCAGUUUGCGGGAGAUGUGGGUUCGCUAGCAAGGGAGAGCGGCUUUUUAAGAAAUUGGAGUCUAGAGGUUUUACUCCUGAUGCAGUGACAUACAAUUCUCUGCUGUAUGCUUUUGCUAGAGAAGGGAAUGUAAAGAAGGUAGAAGAAAUCUGUGAGGAGAUGGUGAAAAUGGGGUUUGGUAAAGAUGAGAUGACUUAUAACACAAUCAUCCACAUGUAUGGGAAGCAAGGACGGCAUGAUUUGGCAUUACAACUUUAUAACGAAAUGAAAUUAUCAGGCCGAAAUCCUGAUGCUGUCACGUUUACUGUUUUGAUUGAUUCACUUGGGAAAGCGAGCAAGAUAACAGAGGCUGCAAAUGUGAUGUCAGAGAUGUUGGACAUUGGAGUUAAACCUACCUUGCGCACCUUCAGUGCUUUAAUUUCUGGGUAUGCCAAAGCGGGGAAGAGAGUGGAAGCUGAAGAUACGUUUCAUUGCAUGCUGAGGUCGGGGAUCAAACCUGAUCAACUGGCAUAUUCAGUCAUGCUGGAUAUUUUUUUGAGGUUUACCGAGACAAAGAAGGCGAUGGUCUUGUAUCAUGGUAUGGUUCAUGAUGGUUUCACACCAGAUCCUGCCUUGUAUGAGGACUUGCUUCGAGUUCUUGUGAGAGAAAACAAACAGGAAGAGGUUGUAAAAAUUGUUGAAGACAUGAGGCAAUUAUGCAAUAUAAACCCCCAAAUUAUUUCUUCUAUUCUUGUAAAGUGUAAUUGUUAUGACCAAGCUGCUAACAUGUUGAGGUUGGCUAUCAGUCAGGGGCUUAAACUAGACCGUGAAAACUUAUUAUCUAUCUUGAGUUCAUACAGUUCAUCUGGUAGGCACUCUGAAGCACUUAAUUUGCUUGAUUUUUUGAGAAAACAUCCUCCUGGAUCCCAUCAACUGUUAACUGAAGCCCUUGUUAUCACACUUUGCAAGAGUCACCAGUUGGAUGCUGCUUUAGAAGAGUAUCAGGCAUCUAGAGGAUUUGGUUUGUUUACUGAAAGUUUUACUAUGUUCGAGUCCCUGAUUCAAUGCUGUGAAGAAAAUGAGCUUUUUGCUAAAGCUUCUCAGGUGUUCUCUGAAAUGAGAUUCUAUGGGAUGGUGCCUUCUCAAAAUAUCUUCCACUGUAUGGUGCCUAUAUACUGCAAAAUGGGCUUUCCUGAGACGGCUCAUUGUGUGCUCAACCAGGCAGAAGAGAGAGGAAUUUCAGUUGACAAUAUUUCCUUGUAUGUUCUUCUUAUUGAGGCAUAUGGGAAAUUGAAGCUGUGGGAGAAAGCAGAGGGCUUGGCGAGUAAUAUUAGACAGAGAUACAUGGCUGUGGAUCGGAAGAUUUGGACUGCAUUAAUGCAUGCUUAUGCUACAAGUGGUUGCUAUGAGCGAGCAAGAGCUGUUUUUAAUACAAUGAUGAGAGAUGGUCCUUACCCAACAGUGGAUUCCAUUAAUAGUCUCUUGCAAGCUUUGAUUAAUGAUGGAAGAUUAGAUGAGCUCUAUGUGGUAGUCCAGGAGUUGCAAGAUAUGGGUUUUAAGAUGAGUAAAAGUUCCAUUCUUUUGAUGCUUGAUGCAUUUGCACAAGCAGGUAACAUUUUUGAGGUGAAGAAAAUAUACCAUGGAAUGAAAGCUGCUGGUUAUAUUCCAACCAUGCACCUUUAUAAGGUUAUGAUUGCAUUAUUAUCCAGGGGAAAACGAGUGAGAGAUGUUGAAGCCAUGGUUGCUGAGAUGGAAGAGAUGGGUUUUAAGCCUGAUCUUUCAGUGUGGAAUACCAUGCUUAAGCUGUAUACAGGGAUUGAAGAUUUUAAAAAGUCAGCUCAAAUCUACCAGCGGAUUCAAAAAGAUGGACUUACACCAGAUGAAGACACUUACAAUACUCUAAUUGUCAUGUGCUGCAGGGAUCGUAGACCAGAAGAGGGUUUGUCUUUGAUGCAUGAAAUGAGGAGGCUGGGUCUGGACCCUAAGUUGGACACCUACAAAAGUUUGAUUUCAGCUUGUGGCAAGCAGCAGCUAUGGGAAGAAGCAGAGGAACUUUUCAGUGAGUUGCAAUUAAAUGGCUGCAAAUUGGAUCGUUCUUUUUAUCAUAUAAUGAUGAAAAUAUUUAGGAGUUCUGGAAACCAUUCCAAAGCUGAAAAUCUACUUGUAACAAUGAAAGAGAGGGGAGUGGAACCCACCAUUGCGACAAUGCACCUGCUUAUGGUUUCUUAUGGCACAUCUGGACAGCCUCAGGAAGCUGAAAAGGUUCUUUAUAGUUUGAAAGAAACAGGUUCAAAUAUUAGUACACUACCUUAUAGUUCGGUCAUUGAUGCCUAUCUCAAGAAUGGGGAUUAUAAUGUUGGAAUUCAAAAGCUCUUGGAGAUGCAAAAAGAUGGUCUGGACCCUGACCACAGAAUAUGGACAUGUUUUAUAAGGGCCGCAAGUUUGUCCGAGCGCACUAGUGAAGCCUUAAUCCUCUUAAGUGCUCUCCGAGAUGCUGGCUUUGAUCUUCCACUCAGGCUUCUGAUGGAAAAGUCUGACUCAAUAAUUUUAAAGGUGGACCAAUAUAUGGAGAAACUUGAAUCCGUGAAAGACGAUGCGGCCUUUAACUUUGUCAAUGCUUUGGAGGAUUUGUUGUGGGCAUUUGAACUCCGGUCCACUGCUUCUUGGGUUUUCCAACUGGCAAUCAAGAGGAACAUAUAUCGUCGUGGUGUUUUCAGGGUGGCUGACAAAGACUGGGGAGCUGAUUUUAGAAAGCUAUCUGCUGGUGCAGCUCUAGUUGGUCUUACUUUAUGGCUCGAUCAUAUGCAGGAUGCAUCAUUGCAAGGUUUUCCAGAGUCUCCAAAAUCAGUUGUUCUGAUAACAGGUACUGCUGAAUAUAACAUGGUUUCCCUAAAUAGAACGCUGAAAUCUUGCCUUUGGGAGAUGGCAUCCCCAUUUUUUCCUUGUAAAACACGGAGUGGACUCCUUGUUGCAAAAGCACACUCCCUGAGGAUGUGGUUGAAGGACUCCCCAUUUUGCUUAGACCUUGAGCUGAAAAAUGCUCCAUCUCUUCCUGAGUUAAACUCAAUGCAGCUCAUUGAUGGAUGUUUCAUGAGACGUUGCCUUGUUCCAGCAUUCAAGGACAUAACUGAAAGACUUGGUCCUGUAAGGCCUAAAAAAUUUGCAAGAUUGGCACUGCUAUCUAAUGAGAGAAGGGACAAAGCUAUUCGGGCUGAUAUUGAGGGGGCAAAAGAAAAGUUGGAGAAGAUGAACAGAAUGGUGUGUCUGACAAGGGGGAAGAUCAAGAAAAAGAAGAGGAUGCUGCGAAGAAGAAAAUUCAUUCGAACAGUUCUCAGACCUUGAAUAUAUAAGAUUUGGAAAUCCAGCCUGAAGAUAGAGACACCAAUGAAAGGAUGCUGUCACUGUCUUAUAGUUGGAGUUCAUUUCUUUCCAUUUCUUUUGUAACUCCAUGAAACAAGACGUAUAAUGUUAGGAAUUCUUAUUUAUAAUCUAAUUAUAUAUUCAAAUAAUUCAAUGACAGAUUCAAAAAAAAUUUCUUUCUUGCCACUCCUAAUGAACCCAUACUGGACCUUAAUUAUUCUUGGCCUGU
Messenger RNA from Malania oleifera, 4935 nucleotides. Its product is annotated as pentatricopeptide repeat-containing protein At3g18110, chloroplastic. Bases 267 to 4688 code for a protein of 1473 amino acids. The record is from RefSeq and is a predicted model, not a curated record. The transcript is spliced from 4 exons. Gene Ontology annotation, molecular function: protein binding. NCBI's taxonomy places the organism in Eukaryota, Viridiplantae, Streptophyta, Magnoliopsida, Santalales, Ximeniaceae.